UUGGUUCGGUUCAAUACGAAAGAACGUGUGUAAGUUUUCUGACACCACGUACGUCAUCAAACGUCAUUAUCAUAUUCUCAUCCCACCCUAAACGUAACCGCCUGAUUUCCAGAAAACGGGUGCGGAUUUUACAAGUUGUGAAAUUUUAUUACCAAAACUACAAUAAAAGGGUAGCCAGCGCCCAAUUUUAGUUAGUAAAUAAGUAUUUUAUAAUGAGUCAAUUUGCCUCUCCGAUGCCCAGCCGAGAAUUUUUAUGGGAUGUAUUUCAAAGGGUUGAUAGAGACAGAAGUGGAUAUAUAAAUGUAGAUGAACUUGGAGCAGCUUUAUCGAAUGGUACAUGGACUCCUUUCAAUCCAGAGACUGUCAGACUGAUGAUUGGCAUGUUUGAUAGACAAAAUAAGGGCCAAGUUAAUUUUGAGGAUUUCGGGGCACUGUGGAAAUAUGUCACAGAUUGGCAGAAUUGCUUCAGAUCAUUCGACAGAGACAACUCAGGGAAUAUAGACAGAGAAGAACUCAAAACAGCCCUUGUUUCAUUUGGAUACAGACUUUCAGACAGUCUUAUCAACACCCUACUGAGAAAGUUUGAUAGACAUGGAAAGGGUACAAUUUUGUUUGAUGAUUUUAUUCAGUGCUGUAUAGUAUUAUAUACUCUCACUGCUUCAUUCAGGCAAUACGACACGGAUCAAGAUGGUUAUAUCACCAUUCACUACGAACAGUUUUUGAGUAUGGUUUUCAGUUUGAAGGUCUAAUCUCUAAUAAUAAUCGGCAUCUGUAGCUGUGGUUGUAAGAAUGUGCCACCUUUUGUAUGGAUAUGUCUCCUUCAUUUCAUUGUGGAAAAUAUACACUAAGCUUUAAAGUUUAAGGUCUGUAAUAACAGACUAUAAGUAAUAAUAAUUCCAAAAACAUGACCUAUCUGCUGGUGUUAUUUUGCAACUGAUUAUUUGUAGUAUAGUUUUGAUUAAAUUUUUUUUUUCAGAUUAAUUUAAAAAGUUCAAUAAGUGGACGUUUAAUAUUGAAGAUAUAGUGUGGCUAACAUAGAUAUAGAAUUUUUUUAAACAAUUUUAUUUUCAUCUAAUAGAUGUUAAGUAAAAUUGACAAUAAAAGUAAAAGUUAAAUGACCAACCAUUCCAGUAUUCAUAAACACUAAAUAAUAAUCAGUCGCAAAAUACAUGUUUUUUUUUAUAUUAUACUUCGAGCAUUUGCUGAAUUCCACUAAAAUAUGUUUGUACUUUAAAUUUUGGAAAUGUUAAUGUUAUUGGAAAAGUUAAACGGUCAGUGACAAAACUACUAACUCAAAGAUGUUUUGAACAUAAUGUACCAAUUUAUAUUUAUUGAAACAUUAGUUAAAGUAUAAACAAUAAAUUUACGUUCAUUAUGUUAUUGUUCAAAAAGUUCAUGUCUUUUUAUGAAUCUAUUUCUGUAUUUUUGUAUAUCUAAAUAUUGUAAUAAAUGUUAUUUUAAAUUUUAA
Molecule: messenger RNA, 1468 nt
Organism: Anoplophora glabripennis (Asian longhorned beetle)
Lineage: Eukaryota; Metazoa; Arthropoda; Insecta; Coleoptera; Cerambycidae
Product: programmed cell death protein 6
Exons: 4
Coding region: 213-749 (178 amino acids)
Molecular function (GO): calcium ion binding
Source: RefSeq, a predicted model, not a curated record